This is a messenger RNA of Sceloporus undulatus (fence lizard), 3160 nucleotides long. It is a transcript of the gene PPP2R3B, whose product is annotated as protein phosphatase 2 regulatory subunit B''beta. Gene Ontology annotation, cellular component: protein phosphatase type 2A complex. Lineage: Eukaryota; Metazoa; Chordata; Lepidosauria; Squamata; Phrynosomatidae. The record is from RefSeq and is a predicted model, not a curated record. Gene Ontology annotation, molecular function: protein phosphatase regulator activity; calcium ion binding. Bases 448 to 2184 code for a protein of 578 amino acids. The transcript is spliced from 15 exons. Gene Ontology annotation, biological process: protein dephosphorylation.
GGAACCAAAAUAAUGAAACUUUGUUUUGGAAGAGGAGGAGGAGGGGAAGGAACCAACGGAAGGCAGCUUGUGUGUCUGGGCGGGAAACCUAGAUCUCCUGAGGGGUUAGUAGUUUUGACCAAGUCAGCCCACAGCCCUCUCUGUUGUGUAGCCAGAGGCAGCCAUGAUGGCUCCAGGUGUGCCCUGGGACGCUUUGCACAAGCAGGUGUUCCUUUUGGGUUUCCCAACACUGCCUUUUCAGUGUGGAGUUGGAGGGACUUCUGAUCUCAUCCUUUGUGUUUGAAAGGACCCUGGAGAAUCUCUAGGGCAGAAAACCAGCCCCUCAAUCUUCUGCAGUUGCCCAUUCUGAUAUGAAGCCUUACAGAGAUUGCAUAAGAAUUUGAACUAAGAGGACUAGGCAUUUUAUUGAAGUCCAAGCAUAUUGAGAAAAGAAAGAGAGAAAAAAAGAUGCCGGCUGUGAAGGUUUUGCAACCUGUACUAAAAAUGAAAGUGGAUGAACUCUUUUUGUGUUGGUUGAGUGAACCUGCAACUCAGGUGAUGCUCAAGGACUAUUUAAGAAGGAUAACCAACGAGGAGAAGAUUGAAAUUGGUAGUGGUGAUGCUGGAAGAAGUGAACACAUUUUUACCCAGAUAAACUGUGUUUCCAAGCAAAGCAUGCUAGGCAACCUAACGUCUCCUCCAACUCCCACAAGCCCUUCUCACCUCUCUGUUGCCCUCCCAUUUGGAACACAAACAAAUCCAAGGAACUCUCAUAUUCGAGGAAUACGCAGAUCUUCACGUAGAAGGGUUCAGUCAAAGAAAGAAGAACCUUUGACGCCAUCUUUAAGUCAGACCAUUCCAACAUUUUAUUUUCCUCAAGGAUGCCCCAAAGAAAAAGUGAAUAUAGAUGCUAUCAUUGCUAAUAUAGAGAAAACUUUCUCCCAGUUUCCAAAUGAGCGAGCAACAUUAGAAGACAUGGGUAAGGUUGCAAAGGCCUGUGAAUGUCCUCUUUACUGGAAAGGUCCCUUAUUUUGUUGUGCUGGAGGAGAGCGAACAGGAUUUAUUUCAGUUCACAAAUUUAUUGCAAUGUGGCGGAAGAUUCUACAAACCUGUCAUGAUGCUGCUUCCAAGUUUGUUCAUCUUUUAAAGAGUCCUGGAUGUAACUAUUUGGUACAAGAAGACUUCAUUCCAUUUUUACAAGAUGUGGUCAACAGUCAUCCCAGUCUAGUCUUCUUAAAAGAAGCAUCAGAAUUUCACUCUCGGUACAUUACAACAGUAAUUCAAAGGAUAUUUUAUACAGUUAAUAGGUCAUGGUCAGGAAGGAUCACUUGUAAUGAACUCAGAAAAAGUAGCUUCUUACAGAAUGUAGCAUUAUUGGAAGAAGAGGUAGAUAUUAACCAGCUUACAGAAUAUUUCUCUUAUGAGCACUUUUAUGUGAUCUACUGCAAAUUUUGGGAGCUGGAUACCGACCAUGACCUUUAUAUUGAUCCCAAGGAUUUAGCUCGGCAUAAUGACCAUGCUAUAUCCAGUCGGAUGAUUGAGAGGAUUUUCUCAGGAGCUGUAACAAGGGGCAGGAAGGCACAGAAAGAAGGAAAAGUCAGUUAUGCAGAUUUUGUAUGGUUUUUGAUAUCAGAAGAAGACAAAAAGACUCCAACCAGCAUUGAAUACUGGUUCCGGUGCAUGGACCUGGAUGGGGAUGGUGUUUUGUCUAUGUAUGAACUCCAAUACUUUUAUGAAGAACAGUGCCAAAAACUGGACAAUAUGGCCAUUGAGCCUCUGCCAUUUGAAGACUGUCUUUGCCAGAUGCUUGAUCUUGUGAAGCCUGAGCAUGAAGGGAAAAUAACUCUUCGUGACCUAAAGAGAUGUAAGAUGGCAAAUGUGUUCUUUGACACUUUUUUCAACAUUGAGAAAUAUUUAGACCAUGAACAGAAGGAUCAGUUUUCUAUUCUGAGGGGCAGUGAAAAUGAAAACCAAGAGAUGUCUGAUUGGGAAAGAUAUGCUGCUGAAGAGUAUGAUGUCUUAGUAGCUGAGGAAGCAGCCAGCGACCAGUGGAAUGACUGUUAUGAAGCUGAGCUGAACCCUGGAGAUCAUCAAAAGACCAACAUUUUAAAAUACCAGAUGGAAAAACGACCUUGCUUUGACAUGCCUUCCCAUUUGGCAGAUGUUGACUUAGAUGAGUAUGACUAUGAAGAUGAUUUUGAAUGAAUUCUAGUGUUUGUACAAUAAUAAGGACUGUUUGCAGCAGGUCUGCCCAAUCUCUACAUAGCUCUUUGUGCUGCAAAAUUAAUAUUUUAAGCAUUUAGAUGUUUUGAAGAAGACAGUGAAUUUGUAUGGAAUGACACCUUUUUUGUAUUUAUUAAGUAGACUGUUGCCUGUAAAAUAGACUUAAAUUAUUUACAGAUGGAUUAUAAUUCUGUUAAUGAAUUACAAUGUAUAAAUUUGCUGGCCUUUUUUAAAAACAAGGAACUAGAAUUCUUACUCUCACCAGUAGCUGUAAUAGAGAAGUCCUUGCUUUUUCAGUCUUCAAGCAGAAAUCUAGUAAUUUUGCCAGACAUGAAAGAGAAAAGUAUUGCACGUAUGAGUGGAGAUCACUUCUGCUCACUCAAGAACAGUCUUGCUGGACACUGGUACUUGCAGCAAAAUAUAUCUUGCCCUGAGACAAGCUAUGUAUCAUUUUCCUUUCAAAUCCUUUUAGUCGUUCAGAUUUCAUUUUAUUCUUCUGACUCCCAUUACAAAAUAGCUUUAUAGCUUGCACUUGACUGUAGUGGAUAUUGUACUCCAUGUCAAGGGAAUCAAUUUUUAAAACAUAUGUACAUUUUACUUGAUCUGUGAAAUGCACUAACCUUGUUAUGGGCAUUUAGCAUAUUUCUUCAAUGGUUAGCUAAUGGCACAUUCCACAAAUACUUAUCCCCAUGGUGUCAGACAGCUCAAGAUUUUGAUGCUUUACUAGCCUACCUAAGCUGGAUGUUGCUAAUCUAGUUUUUAAACAGGCAAAAAUUUGUAGUGCCUUAAUUAUCCCAAUGUUCAUAUGAGAAAUUAUAUAAUAAGUGUUUAAGCAAAAUUGUUGAUGAAAGAUCUUCAUAUAAAACAAAAAAAUGUAAGCUAUUUUGUUUGCAGUGUAGAUCUGUUUUUAAAGUGUUUAAAAUAUGUUGGUAUUUUCAAAUAAAGUUUUUUUCAUAUA